CGCCCCUCUCAAACUACGCUGCCUUUGGGUUCAAAUCCGGAACAACUAAAAGCUGCUGGAAACGACUCAAGUCAACAAACAAGCGGACUUUUGAAGGAACCGGACUUUAAAAAGGGAAGACAGCUCCUGUCUGAAGCCAGAUCUCAGUCAUGGGGGACAUUAAGAAAGGAAAGAAGGUGUUUGUCCAGAAGUGCUCCCAGUGCCACUCCGUGGAUGAAGGGGGCCGUCACAAGGUGGGGCCCAACCUGUGGGGCCUGUUCGGACGCAAGACCGGCCAGGCGGAUGGCUACUCCUACACACAGGCAAACAUUGAGAAAGGUAUCGUUUGGGAUGAUGACACUCUAAAUGUUUACCUUGAAAACCCAAAGAAGUACAUCCCAGGAACCAAGAUGAUCUUCAGUGGGAUCAGGAAGAAAAAGGAAAGAUCGGAUCUUAUUGCCUAUUUAAAGGAUUCAACCUCCUAAUAUACUGAAGGCCCGGACUGAACACAUACACCUGUGGACCGAGGUCUUACAUUGUGCUAUUGUGCAAAAAAAAAAAAAAAAAAAAGGUGUAAUUAUAUUAUAUAUUUCUCAAGAGGUUCUCAAUUUUGUAUUACUGCAUUCUGUUACAUCGCACAAUAAUUUACUCUGUGGAAGUCUGUUUUUAAUGAACAUAUGAGUCAAGUCUUUCUGCAGCUUGUAAAAGUUCAACUUGCCAUGUGCAUGUGUACUGCACAUAUGCUCUUAUUUAGUUGUUGUGUUCAACUUCAUUUUUCUGUUGCGUGUUUACAGCCCACUGUUUUUUGGUUGUAUGUCUGAAAAUGGGUAGAUUACGCAUUAAUAUCUUGAAACCAUUUGUUGUUAAUGUUAUGAUGCUGCACUUUUAAACUGGGACUAAAUGUAUAUUCUGUUUCACACAUUUUAAACUGAUUUCUAGUUAUAUCUAUAUAUCUUUAUAUCUUUCUAGUUAUCCUCUGCUCUAGAGAGUAUAGGCUCAACUCAGACAAACACUUUUUCUUCAGCCAAGCUCAGUUUAUGAUCUGCUGAGAAAGACAGACACUAAAUGACUUUCAUAUUAUAUUUGCAUAAAGCAUGAACAUCUGUCUGAAUAUCAUACUUAUCAAAUUAGCAAUUAGGUCACAUGUUACUUUUUCAUGUGUACAAUCAAAAUGUAAUAAUCCUGAAAAUUAAUAAAAAUGUAC
This is a messenger RNA of Cololabis saira (Pacific saury), 1183 nucleotides long. RefSeq names its product cytochrome c-a-like. The record is from RefSeq and is a predicted model, not a curated record. Gene Ontology annotation, molecular function: heme binding; electron transfer activity. Gene Ontology annotation, cellular component: mitochondrial intermembrane space. Lineage: Eukaryota; Metazoa; Chordata; Actinopteri; Beloniformes; Belonidae. Gene Ontology annotation, biological process: mitochondrial electron transport, ubiquinol to cytochrome c; mitochondrial electron transport, cytochrome c to oxygen. The coding region runs from base 150 to 464 and encodes 104 amino acids. The transcript has 3 exons.